This is a messenger RNA of Symbiodinium necroappetens, 2991 nucleotides long. The record is from the annotation of a GenBank genome assembly. Lineage: Eukaryota; Dinophyceae; Suessiales; Symbiodiniaceae.
AUGUCUCUGGAGCUGCGCGAAUACCCCAAGACAGAGCAGGCGCUGGUGACGGUGACAACCGCCUUUCCAGGUGCCGACGCCGACCUGGUGCAAUCCUUCAUUACUGAACCACUGCAACGCGCGGCUUCCGAAGCUGAAGGCAUCGACUACGUCACGUCUAACUCCCGCCAGGGUGUAUCGAUCAUUCAGGCUUACAUGGGGUUGAACUACGACCCCUACGAUGCGCUGGCGGAAAUUCAGGGCAAGAUUGCAAGCGAGCGCAACAGCCUGCCACGUGAGGCAAUGGAUCCCGUCAUUUCGCUGUCAACGAGCGAAGGUUGGGCACUGAUGUACAUGGCCCUGGUGAGCGAGGACAUGGAUACCGCGCAGAUGACGGACUACACCCUACGCAGCAUCGUCCCGCGGCUGCAGGCCCUGCCGGGCGUCGCCAAAGCUGGGAUUAACGGCGACCAGACCAUGGCGCUGCGCGUAUGGCUCGACCCGAUGCGCCUUACCGCCCUAGACAUGACCGCGUCUGAAGUGCGGCGCGCAUUGCUUGCAGAGAACGUGCAAUCGGCAGUCGGCCAGACCAAGGGCGACAGCAUCAAAAUUAAUCUGUCAGCCACCACCAAUCUCACCACGGUGGAAGAAUUCAAAAACCUGGUAUUACGUACUGACGGCGCCGCAGUAACACGCCUGCAGGACGUGGCAGAUGUGCGCCUCUCCACCAGCAACCCCGAUCAGGAAAGCUGGUUCAGCGGCCGUCCCUGCGUGAUGCUCGCCCUCACACCCACACCCGGCGCAAACCCGUUGUUGCUUUCAGCUGAAGUGAAUGCACUGUUGCCUGAUAUACGCAACCAGCUGCCUCGCGGUAUGGAGUUGAAACUGAUUUACGACGGCAGCAUGUACAUUGAAGAUUCUAUCGACGAGGUAUACACCACGUUGAUCGAAGCUGUGAUCAUCGUACUGCUGGUUAUCUUUCUGUCGCUGGGCACCUGGCAGGCGGCCGUGGUACCCGCCCUGGCUGUACCACUGUCUCUGAUCGGCGGCGCGUUCCUGAUGCUGCUUAUGGGUUUCUCGAUCAACCUGCUGACGUUGCUGGCCAUGUUGCUUGCCAUUGGCCUUGUGGUUGACGACGCCAUCGUCGUGGUGGAAAACGUGCAUCGCCACAUCGUCGAAGGUAAAACCCCUUACGAAGCAGCACUUACCGGUGCGCGCGAACUUGUGCUGCCUAUCAUCUCCAUGACCACCACGCUGGUGGCCGUCUACGCACCCAUUGGUUUCAUGGGCGGCCUGGCAGGAUCAUUGUUCACGGAGUUCGCCUAUUCACUGGCGGGCACCGUGGUCGUAUCCGGUAUCGUAGCGCUCACCCUGGCACCCAUGUUGUGUGCACGAAUCCUCCCCGACCGUAAUCACAGCAACGCGUUCGAAGGGUUUGUGGAUAAGGCUUUCGCCUAUCAGGUCCAAUUCCAUCAAUGGCUGCUGCGCGAUGCGCUUCGAUAUCUGGCGGUGCCGCUCCUGGUCGCCCUCUCGGUAACCGGAUCCAUUUACUUCAUGUACCAGGGCAGCACCCAGGAACUCGCACCUACAGAGGAUCGCGAGGUGUUGAACGUGCAGAUAUCGGCACCGGAAACGGCAACGCUGGAAUAUACCGCGGCGCAUGCAGCUGAAGUGGUCAAAGCCUUUGAGACCUUUCCGGAAUAUCUGCGCAGCUUCCUGCUGAUCGGUGGCGGCGGCACCCCCGCGAGCAGCUUUGGCGGCUUCCGUUUUGUACCCGUUGCGGAACGGGAACGAUCGCAGAUGGAGCUUCAACCCCUGACACAGGCGCUUGUGAAUCAGAUAGCCGGGGUCCAGGUCGCCGUCUUCACCUUUCCUUCCCUGCCUGGCGCCUCGCGUGGUACGCCAUUGCAGUUUGUGCUGACGGGAGAUUCCACUUACGAGCAACUCGUGGAAAUGGCAGACCAGCUGAUUGGGGAGAGCUACAAGAGCGGUAACUUUGUCUAUCUGCGCAAAUCCGCCGAGAUCGCGCUACCCCUGACACGAAUGGUUAUCGACCGGGAUCGCGCCGGAGACCUGGGCGUUGAUAUGGACGAAUUUGGUGCGACCCUGACAACACUGCUUGGCGGCGGAUAUGUGAGCAGGUUCAAUCAGGCUGGACGGAGUUACGAGGUUAUUCCCCAAGCCGCGCGACGCUAUCGCAUGGAUGAGUCUCUGCUUGAGGAUUACCACGUUCGCGGCGGCGACGGCACGCUUAUUCCACUGGGCAGUUUCGUCUCGCUCAAACACGAAAUUGAGCCCACCCAGCGUGCGCAGUUCCAGCAGCUGAACAGCGUGACCAUCAGCGGCAUCAUGGCACCUGACGUAUCACUGGGUGAUGCGAUGCAGUUUUUAGAAACAAAGGCUGCAGCAAUAUUUCCACAGAAUAUCGGCUUCGACUAUAUGGGCGAGUCGCGGCAGCUCGAGCAGCAGGGCAACGCGUUGCUUUAUACGUUUUUCCUUUCGCUGAUCUUUAUCUAUCUGGUGCUCGCCGCACAGUAUGAGAGUUGGCGUGACCCGCUUAUCAUUCUCGUGUCUGUACCCAUGUCGAUAGCCGGGGCGAUGCUGUUUAUCUAUCUGGGUUUCGCCACCAUCAAUCUGUACACGCAAAUUGGUCUUAUCACCCUGAUCGGGCUGAUCGCGAAGAACGGCAUUCUCAUUGUGGAUUUCGCCAACCGUCUGCAGGAAACAGAAGGCUUGAACAAACGCGACGCUGUGGCAAAAGCCACUGCCACACGCUAUCGACCCAUCCUGAUGACCACCGUCGCAAUGCUGAUGGCCAUGGUGCCGCUGCUGCUUGCCACCGGACCUGGUUCAGUAAGCCGGUCUCAGAUGGGACUGGUUAUUUUCUCGGGGCUUGGGCUCGGCACGCUGUUCACCCUUUUUGUGGUUCCUGCAGUCUACGUCCUGCUGGCCAAAGACCGGAAGCCUCAGGUACAAGACGUGCAACAGGUGGCUGCAGAGACCACCGCGUAA